GCAUUGGCCCAAAAAGGGAGACGUCAGGCAGCGCAUAGUAAGCGCGUCUGCAGGAUGACAUGCUCGCAAGCUUCCUGGGAAGACCGACUCACGCUCGAAGAAACAUUCGGGUACUUAGAUCGCUGGCAACAAUGCCAAUUGCGAACCUGCUGCGUCAGCAUCAACGCCAGCAUCGUCAGUGACGAGGGCUUUCGAGUAUUGCUGCUGUCGAUUCCGAGCAGACUGGAUGACCCAUUAUACGAGUCCCGGAUACUUUUCCUGAAAAUCCGCGAAGAGGCUGCGCGGGCUUCAGAGGCUGAUCGACACGUAGCGGAAAGGCAUCUCCGUGCGGCAGAGGUAAUCAGGAGUUUAAUGGGCAAGAUUCUGAACCAUCUGCGCAUAGACGAAAGCACCCUGCGGGCUCGAAUUCCCGAGCCAGACAUAGGCACCAAGGCUUUCCCUCAGACAGCUUUUGUGCAGAUCCUAAAGGAUGCCCCAAAACAAACCCCAAGCGUCAACGUGGACACUCUGCUAGCUUUCCAGUCUGCAGCUUGGCACGUCCUGCAGUCUGUCCGAUGGCUCGAAAGGUGGUACGAGGAGCACGAAGUUUGCAGCACUUCGAGCGAAUCGACCUUGCCCAGCUGCAAGGCUGAGGACAAACAGGAUGACUGGGACAGCUGGUCGGAGUUCAGCUCUCUGACGCCUGGCUGGAGGCUGUUGAUGCAUUGA
This is a messenger RNA of Symbiodinium pilosum, 708 nucleotides long. The record is from the annotation of a GenBank genome assembly. NCBI's taxonomy places the organism in Eukaryota, Dinophyceae, Suessiales, Symbiodiniaceae.